Molecule: messenger RNA, 2847 nt
Organism: Acipenser ruthenus (sterlet)
Lineage: Eukaryota; Metazoa; Chordata; Actinopteri; Acipenseriformes; Acipenseridae
Product: CD48 antigen-like
Exons: 5
Coding region: 184-948 (254 amino acids)
Source: RefSeq, a predicted model, not a curated record
UCACUCUGAGCGGCUCACUUACUUAACGCGCCCACUGUGUCACUGACGCUGGCAUGCGUAUCGGUUGCCUCUGGGCGUGUGGAGCAAGGCAGUGAAAAGGGAAGUGCCUCAGUGAGCUGGGGCAGGCAGUGCGAGAAGUACUCUUUCUUUAUCAUCAGUGCAAAGAAGGGUACAUUUUAAACCAUGGCACACAGCUGCAGAGGAAUCCGCUUCUUCAUAUCGGUUCAUGUUUUAGGAUCUUGCCUCUCUGCAGCUCAGCUUGGAGUCCAGCAGGUGAAGGGCAUUGUGGGGGAAUCGCUCACUUUCCCCGUGGAGGUCCCGAACCUGCCUUUAAACACGGAGGUAAACUGGAGAUACGGUCCUGUGGGUCCGGACUGGCCCAUUGCGAGAAUUCAGAACGGGGAGAUCAAAGCUGGUUUUGACAAGAGAUUCACAGGAAGGCUGCAGCGCGACAACGUGACCAACGGUCUCAAGAUUACAAACUUGCAGAGACGGGACAGCGGUUUUUACCAAAUGGAGACGUACAAGCAAUAUAAAGGGAAAUCCCGUUUUAAGCUGUCCGUUUACGACCCUGUGCCAGAGCCUGAAGUCAACGGGAGUGUGGUGCUGGCUAACAGGAGCUGCACUCUGCUGUGCUUUGUGGGAAACGCCAGUGAAGUGAACGUGUCCUGGAUGAGAGAUGGGAAGCCACUCCACACAACAGAACUGGAGAUCUCAAAGGAAAUGCAAGGGGGCAAUGUUACCUACACCUGUGUGGCCAGCAACCCUGCCAGCAACAAGACCACCACUGUGACACCUUCACAUUACUGUGAUGAGAAAGGAGGUGCUGAACCCCAGAUGAGUCCCGCUGUGAUUGCUGGGAUAGUGAUCGCUGUGAUCCUGGCAGUCCUAUCGAUCACACUGUAUCUCAGGAGAAAGAAGUCUUCUUCCAGGGAAGCAGUAAUAUAGGCAGCGUCACCAGCCCCUUUCUGAAAUCCCAGCACUGAGAGAGAGAGGACUAUUGAUCAGAGAGUAAGAGAACAACAACGUCAUGAAGAAAACUGCCAGCGAGACACACCUGUGAAAACAACACACCCGCAAACCGGGACUGGAGCUGAGGCCACCCGUUCUGGAAUCUCUAAAAGGAAACGCGUGCAAUAUAUUUAAUAGGCAUAGCUUCUGUUUCAUUGCAAGAGUCAAUUAGGGUCAGAUUGUUUUCCUGGAGUGUCCUGGGCUGUGUUCUGCUCCCUGCAGGGGUUCAGGAGAUUCUCGGUGUAACAUCCUCUGAACAGUGAAGGGUUUGCUGGAGACUGGCUGGCUGUGCAGCGAACGUGCAGUCAAUUAUAUACCAGGCCCCCCUCAGGGUGCUUUUGUUUUCUUGAACAUACAAAUUUGCAGGGUUAUUAUUAUUAUUAUUAUUUAUUAUUAUUAUUAUUAUUAUUAUUAUUAUUAUUAUUUAGUAAUUUUAGUAGAUGCUUAUAUCAAAAGUGAACAAUGCAUUACAACAUACAGCACAAGGAGUCACUUCCAAUAGGACCUCGUUUGUUUGAUGUCUCAUUGCAUAUGCAAGGAUGGGAAAUAAGACUCCUAAUGCAUAGCAGUUUGGUCCAUUUCAGGUUUUACUAACUGCAGGCCCUUGUAUAAACUGUACUGAAGAAGCUGGAAAAAAAGUCUUUAGGUCAGAAAACCCGAAAUGGCUCCUACUGCUAUACAAUGGGAGUCUUAUUUCCACCCCUGCUUAUGUGCUUAGCCAAUUUAAUAGUGAGUUUUUGCAUAUUUAAAAUUGAUUGCUUUUAAUAGUUUUAGAAUAUUCUCGACUGGCCCACACAUCGAAGCGUGCUCUACCACUGAGCUACUUCCCUGCUGACGUAUCAUUCCACAAUUACCGUACUGUCGUGUUUCUGGCGACACACUGCCCCCUUGCGGAAAAUCUUAGGAACUACAACGGUUUUAAAUUUUUUUUUUAAAUAUAGGUCUACUGGCAUUUAUAUUUUGUAUUGGAGUUUAAUAUAAAUAAGCAUUUGAUAACAGCCCCACAGUUAGCUAAAUGCACAACACAUCCCAGUGCGUGCUGCAGAGUCACUUCCAAUAGGAGCUCGUUUGUUUGACGUCUCAUCCUGAAGGACGGAGCACAAGGAGGUUCAGUGACUUGCUCAGGGUCUCGCACACACAGAGGGAGUCAGUGGCUGAGCCGGAAUUUGCACCUCCUGGUAUCGAGCCCCUUUCUUUAACCACUGGACCAGUGAUUGUGGCUACCUGUUGAAAUGCUAUUUGAUGUGAUGUAUGAUGAUGGGUAUCUAUUGCAAUACCUGGGAUAGUAAUCAGACUCCUGUUGCACAGCAGUGUCACCCAGUCCAGGUUUUACUACCAGCUUGAUCAGCCCCAGUGUGUCUAGCUAACAAGCUCAGGUGUGUCUUAUUAAACUCCUAGUGAAACCAGGAAUGGAUCACACUGCUGUGCAGCGGGGAGUCUUAUUUCCAUCCCUGGCAGUACUAUCUGUUAAUAAUUGCUGGUACCUGAUGAAGUUUUCUUUAGUGCUGCUAAUAUGCCUGUUCAUAUACCUGUGUGUAUGUGUGUGUGUGUGUUUGUCUGUCUGUGUGUCUGUCUGUGUGUGUGUGUGUGUUUGUCUGUCUGUCUGUCAGUGUGUGUGUGUGUGUGUGUGUUUGUCUGUCUGUGUGUGUGUGUGUGUGUGUGUUUGUCUGUCUGUCUGUCUGUCAGUGUGUGUGUGUGUGUGUGUGUUUGUCUGUCUGUGUGUGUGUGUGUGUGUGUGUGUGUGUGUGUGUGGUUGAUUGAUGAGAAGCACUGGGUGCUGGAACUGCCUUAUUUCUAAUGGUACCAUGACAAUAAUAAAUACUGUUGCAUUUUAAA